Nycticebus coucang (slow loris) is the source of this 5516-nucleotide messenger RNA. RefSeq names its product glucocorticoid modulatory element binding protein 2 (gene GMEB2). Gene Ontology annotation, cellular component: nucleus. Gene Ontology annotation, biological process: positive regulation of transcription by RNA polymerase II. Gene Ontology annotation, molecular function: RNA polymerase II cis-regulatory region sequence-specific DNA binding; DNA-binding transcription activator activity, RNA polymerase II-specific. The record is from RefSeq and is a predicted model, not a curated record. Bases 1758 to 3350 code for a protein of 530 amino acids. The transcript is spliced from 12 exons. NCBI's taxonomy places the organism in Eukaryota, Metazoa, Chordata, Mammalia, Primates, Lorisidae.
GUAGAGCAGCUGGUGGGAACCAGGAUCUGUGUGUAGAGCGGCCGGUGGGAGCUAGUCUCAGUGUAGAUUCAUUCAUGGGAGCCAGGAUCAGUGCAGGCGGCCUGGUGGGAGCCAGGGUCAGUGUGUAGACUGGCUGGCAGGGACCAGUGUCAGUGUAUAGACUGGUGGGAGCCAGGAUUAGUGUGUAGACCAGUUGGGGAGAGCCAGGAUCAGUAUAUGUACCCACUAGUGGGAAUCAGGGUCAGUGUAGAGAUCUGCUUGUGGGAACCAGAAUCAGUGUAUAAACCUACUGGUGGGAAUCAGAAUCAGUAUAGAUCUGCUGGUGGGAACCAGUGUCAGUGUAUGUAAACCCACUGAUGAGAAUCAGUAUCAGUAUAUAGACCUGCUGGUAGGAACCAGGAUCAGUAUGUAGACCUGCUGGUGGGAACAAUAUUCCUGUAUAGUUCCACUGGUGGUAACCAUGUUGAAGUGAACCCAUUCAUAGGGACUGAAUUGGUAUGGACCAGUUAGUAGGAGUUGUGUUAAUGAGGAUCCAUUAGGAACCAGUAGCAAUAUGGGCCCAUCCUUAUUAUGACCUGUUACAUAUUUGCUUAACCUUGUAAUUCAUUUAGCUGACCAACUUGCCUGUUGAACCAAAACUCUUUCUUCACUAACACUUUAAAUAUAGAAGUUUAAAUUAUAUUACCUUAUAGAAAGUAAAACCAAACGGAUUAAAUAAAGCCCAAAUAUAACAAGAUAAAUUAAGUAGACUGCUGAUUCAGAAAUUAUUUCUUUAUCUGGGCACAAUGGGGUACUCCUGUAGUUACAGCUAUUGGGAGGAUCUGGAGUUGGAGGCUACACUGCUGAACUUGGACCUGUGAAUAGCCACUGAUCUGUAGCCUGGGCAACACAUCAAGACCCUGUUUCAAAACAAACAACAUUUGUAUAAAUUGUUCCUCAAUAAUUGGCAGCAUUUCAAAACUUCUAGAAGACAUACUGGAAUACUGGAAGGUGAAGGAGUUUGUAUACAGAUGUAUAUGUGCAACAUGAGAAGUGGGCCUAUGAAUUUAGAACACUCAUGGAACCAUUUUCAAGGCUAGGUGUUAGAAGGACCCAUUUUACGCCUGAACUGGCAAGGGAGGUGUUCAAAUUAUGUUCAAAGCCAAGAAACAAGCUCAUGUGAACUAGGGCUGCACACUCGAGUGCUUGGGUGUGAUGCAGAGGGCACAGUUGCUCCCAGAGGACUGGUGCAAAGGCAGCACCACAUCCAUGGCUCAUCUCUCAUGAAAUUUUCAAGAAAAGCUGUCAAUUUGGGGGUUUUGAACUAAUGAAAAAUUUUUGAAACACUUUGAGGAUCAAAGAAAUUGUGUUUGUGGGCCAGUAGUUUGUGUCCUCUACAGUGGUGUAUUUAUCAAAGGAAAGUAAUUUUCAUUUGUCCAGAAGAAAUGGAAAGCCAGAUCUUGGAAUGUAGUGUCCCGACAGACUCGAGGAUCAAGUGAUCCUCCUGCCUCCGCCUCCCAAGUGGCUGGGACUACAGGGAGCAGUCUGUCUUUAUAGUCCAUGAACCUCCGUGACAUCAAUGUAGUUAUCAUCCAAAGCACGUCUUUUACUCUACCUCCGAGGAGUCAUCAUGUGGAGUUCCUGGCUGAUCCCCUUCCUCAUGCUGGUGUUGUGGUGCUGCCUCACAGCCUCCAGGCCGCCUGGAGCAGCAGCUCCGCCUGUCGGGCCCAGGGCCCUGGGGACUGACACUGCUGGUCCCAGGCCGCCUCAGCUACACCAUGGCCACCCCAGAUGUGAGCGUCCACAUGGAGGAGGUGGUAGUCGUAACAACCCCGGACACUGCAGUAGAUGGCAGUGGCGUGGAGGGGGUGAAGACGGUGUUGGUGACGACCAACUUGGCUCCUCACGGGGGCGACCUGACGGAGGACCACAUGGAGACGGAGAGUGCAGCCGCCGCAGCUGCUGCUGCCUUCACAGCCUCCUCACAGCUCAAGGAAGCCGUGCUAGUGAAGAUGGCAGAAGAGGGUGAGAACCUUGAGGCUGAGAUCGUGUACCCCAUCACCUGUGGGGACAGCAGGGCCAACUUGAUCUGGAGGAAGUUUGUGUGUCCUGGUAUCAACGUGAAGUGUGUUCAGUAUGACGAGCACGUGAUCAGCCCGAAGGAGUUUGUGCACCUAGCAGGGAAGUCCACCCUGAAGGACUGGAAGAGGGCCAUCCGCAUGAACGGCAUCAUGCUCAGGAAGAUCAUGGAUUCUGGGGAGCUGGACUUCUACCAGCAUGACAAGGUCUGCUCCAACACCUGCCGCAGCACCAAGAUUGACCUAUCAGGGGCCCGCGUGGCCCUUAGCAGCCCUGCAUCUGCCGAGUACAUCCCCAUCACGCCUGCUGCGGCUGAUGUGAAUGGGUCUCCUGCGACCAUCACUAUAGAGACCUGUGAAGACUCUGGCGACUGGACGGCGACCAUCGGAGAUGACACAUUUGCCUUCUGGCGGGGUCUGAAGGACGCAGGCCUGCUGGAUGAGGUUGUGCAGGAGUUCCACCAGGAGUUAACGGAGACCAUGAAGGGCUUGCAGCGGCGGGUCCAAGACCCCCCCUUGCAGCUCCGAGAUGCUGUGCUCCUCAACAACAUUGUGCAGAAUUUUGGCAUGCUGGACCUGGUGAAGAAGGUACUGGCCAGCCACAAGUGCCAGAUGGACCGCUCACGGGAGCAGUAUGCCCGGGACCUAGCAGCCCUGGAGCAGCAGUGUGACGAGCACCGCCGUCGUGCCAAGGAGCUCAAGCACAAGUCACAGCACCUUAGCAACGUGCUCAUGACACUGACGCCUGUGUCCCUUCCCCCCCCAGUGAAGCGGCCCCGGCUGGCACGGGCCACGUCAGGACCUGCUGCUGUGGCCUCACAGGUGCUCACCCAGUCUGCCCAGAUUGCACUGGGCCCAGGCGUGCCCGUCUCGCAGCUGACCAGCGUGCCACUGGGCAAAGUGGUGUCCACUCUGCCCUCCACCGUCCUGGGCAAGGGCUCCCCUCAGGCUCCUCCCGCCAGCUCUCCCACCUCCCCGCUGCUUGGGGGUUACACAGUCCUGGCCUCCUCGGGCUCUACAUUCCCCAGCACUGUGGAGAUUCACCCGGACGCAUCCAGCCUGACAGUCCUGAGCACGGCCGCUGUGCAGGACGGCAGCACAGUGUUCAAGGUGGUCAGCCCAUUACAGCUGCUUACCCUGCCUGGUCUGGGCCCCACCCUACAGAACGUGGCCCAGGCAUCGCCUGGGGGUAGCACCAUUAUGACAGUGCCUACAGGGGCUGCCCCAGGGCCCGAGGAGCACACGGCCACCAUCGAGGUAGCCACCAUGGCAGAGGACCACGAGCAGAAGUAGCUGGCAGAAGCGAGGCCCCUGGGGCGGACAGAGCUGCUGCCUCUCCUCAGGUGGAGCACAGUGCCCUGGCACAGGGCUGGCUCGGGUGGGCGGGUCAUGUGGGCUGCUGAACCAAAGAGAGGAAUCACCAAACAUGCAGAGAAGAGAGAGCCGAACGAUAAGAGCAACCUGGGAAUUGGUCUCCAAGUUCAAACUUCUUCCCCCUUUUUCUUGGGAAAUAUAUUUUUCCAUCUGUUGCUUGUUAAUGCUGUUAACACACUGGGCCUUGAUUAGGAACCAGGUGGACAAGGACAGGAGGGCCUGGGUGCUGCCAGGAUGGAGAGAGCAGAGCCAGGUGCCAGGCGCCCAAGACCCUGAAGGCACUGGCGGUGCUGCAGCCCUGCUGGGCACUCCCAGGGUCAGUGAGGCCCCUGUGCUGGCUGGGCAACAUUACUCACAUGUCUUGGGAACCUCACCCAAGUGUGGAAUCCCUGGAUCCUAUGGAUUUGGUUUCUUCCCACAGUUUUCUGUAGGUUUAGUGUAGCUGGAGCCCUGUUCUGCCUGUGUGGGAACAUGCACUGUGGGGUUGGAGUGCAGAUCUGGGUGGGCUCUCAUCUUCCCACCCAGCAGGUGCUUAGGUAUCUGAGGGGCCGCACAGACUAGGUGUGGUCCAAGCGCCAUGGCACAUAUACUGUGGGUCUAGGAAGAGUUAAAUUUAUGGCAUUUUCAACCAAAACAAUGCUGAGUGCCUAGGCUUCUCAAGUUAGCUCUGGGAGUGGGCCUAGAGUUUGUGAGUCCACCUGACCAGGUAUGGAGUCCUAAGUGGUCUCCCUGAGAUGGCCACUCUGGGGCCCGAGAUCAUGGGUGCAUCCCUAAGAUGUGGGUCCUGGGGCGGAGGCGUGAGUGGAGGAGAAGGCUCCGUGCAGAAUUUGCAAGUGUGUGGCCCCAUGUGCAGCCUGCUCAUGGGGCCACCUGACUCAAGUCCUGAGGCCCCUGGGAAUGACACAUGGUGUCCCUGGUCCAGGGGAGAGCCCAGGGCAGACUGGCUAGGGCCAGCUGGGAAAAGUAUGGCCCAGGCACACCUGCAGGGCUGUCCCACCUCCAGGCCACAGCCCUGAAGCCUAACCUCUCAGGGGCAGCACACCCCAGGGCUCCUACUGUCUCCUGUAGGCUGGAGGCCCCUCUCCUGGGGGCCCUGCAGUGGGAGGCAGCUGCUCUGGAGGGAGCUGUCCAAAUAUCCAUCCAUGGAGUGCCCCAAGCCCCACUUAGCACUGCUGUGAUGGGGCCUGUCCUGCCCCACCCUUGUCAGGCUACUGAGUUUUUCUCUUUUUUGCUUUCUUCCUGUUGCAUUUCUAUAUGUUGUUACAAGUCAGCUGGUUUCAGCUGGUCAGCUGGUUUAUGUGUUUGUGUACAUACUCCUUUUUUAAACUCAUUUUUACUCAAGUGUGAAUCUUGUCAUGGGUGGCAGUGUGGCCCUGGGCUUCUGCAGGGCCCUGUUUCCACCCACCAGCUCAGCUGUGUGACCAUGGGGCUCUCUGGCCCAAGAGUUGGGACUUCCACAGGCUUCCCCUUGUCAGGGUCACAUGUGCAUCUCCCUUCACAGCUGCCCCCAAGUUGAACUUGAAGUGGGUUGUGGGUCAGUUCUUUCCAUCAAAAGGCAAGGGUGGGACCUGUUCUGCCCCUGCCCCUCAGUUGGAGGGGACUGACCAGAGGUUGAUGUCGUAGCCCUGUAGGAAUAACCCUCAAACCAGCUUUGGGAUUAGCGCUCAGCUGCCCAUUCUAGUGGGCUGGGUGGCCAUUCCCAGGGCUCCCACAAAGCCACAUGCAGCUGCUCUUGGCAGGGGCUCCAUGCUCAGGGUUGUUGGCACUGCCUUUGUUCCCACUGGCAGGCCCCCGUGCCCCUCAAGGUCCUCUGGGCUCCCCAGAUGGCUGCACUCCUAGGACCCCUUUGUCCUGCCCCUUGGGGUCUGAGCAGGACGCAGAAGGGAAGCCCUCUCGGCCACCUGCCAGACACAGGUUUUGUGUCUGCCUUUGGUCUGGUGUCCUGAGCAAGUAGGUUGGGUUGAUUUUUCAGAGGGUAAGAACUCCAUCUGCUCAAAGGCAGCCUGGGGAAGGGCCACGUUUGAGUUCUGCUUUGUAUGUUGUUUUGCAAGUAUCUGCUUGGUACUUUGAUUUAAAAUAAAAACA